Molecule: messenger RNA, 1046 nt
Organism: Emiliania huxleyi CCMP1516
Lineage: Eukaryota; Haptophyta; Isochrysidales; Noelaerhabdaceae
Exons: 4
Biological process (GO): protein phosphorylation
Molecular function (GO): protein kinase activity; ATP binding
Source: RefSeq, a predicted model, not a curated record
GCGCUUGCAGGCCUGGCUGGCUUCGCAGCCUGUGCUGCCCGGCUUGUCGCGCCCCGCAUUCUAGCAGCGCGAUGGCGGUCCUCCCCGCAAAUCCUUCCAGGGGCACCAUAGAAGCGGUGCUCGCCCUCUCCACGGUCAUGCAUGCCGCCGCCCAGGCUGCUCAGCCCAAGCCGUCAUCGUCCGAGGCUGACGCGCGCACGAGUGGCUCCUCCGCGGCCGCGGCGUUCGCUCGGCUGCGAGGUGGCGAGCUGGGCGGUUCACUCGCGCCGCACACGCCUGUGCCGGCCGCGGCGGCGGCGGCGGCGGCCCCGGUCGAGGUCGCGGGCGCCGCGCCGCGCCACCUUCUUGUGAGACAUGACAAGGCGCGGCGGAUCGUGACGAUUGAAGUGAGCGAGACUGCAGUGAUGGCCUUCUACAUGUCGGGCUGCGCCUUCAUCAUCGGGGGCGUCGCGCUUGGUUGCGCGCUCUGGCAGCGCACGCGGGGGGGCGCCCCAAAGCAGGAGCCGUGCGAGGCGGGAGGCGUCUCCGUCUGCGUCGCGAUGGAGUACUGCGCAGGCGGGGACCUGAUCGACCGCAUGGCGUGUCGCCGCGGCGAGCUGCCGCUGCUCGAGGCUCAGCUGGUCUCCUUCCUGUCCACGCUGUGCCGCACCCUGUACUACGUGCACUCCUGCGGCGUGCUGCACCGCGACCUCAAGUCGACAAACAUCUUCGUGACGCGCGGCGACGCCACUGUCAAGCUCGGCGACUUCGGCCUCGCGCGCGCCGGCGCCUCGCCGGCUGAGCGGCACACACACACACACACACACAGAGGCGCGCUUCAAAACGGGGGCUGCGAGAGCGUAGGCCUCUCGCGCCGGCGGCUGAGCGGCUCGCCGCGCCGCCACUCGCGCUGCGGCACCGACUUGUACAUGUCGCCCGAGGUCGAGGCGCGCAAGCCAUACGGCGCCGCGUCCGACGUGUACGGCCUUGGCUGCGUGCUGCUCGAGAUGCUGCUGCAGUCGCAGCUGCGCGAGCGGCGGCUCGCCGAGACGCGGCGCGAGUCGAUU